AUGGGCAACGUCGAAAAGUCGUUUGGUGUUCGUCGGGCAGAGGCCCAGAUCAAACAGUACAACAAGAAGUACCAGAAAGUGCUGAUUUUCCUGGCCAUCUUCGUGAUGGCGUACGUAUUCCGGCUCGACGCCGCGGUUAGAAAGACGUUCCAGACUUAUGCUACCAACUCGUACAAGGCGCACUCGCUUGUUUCGACGGUCUCGACCGUCCGCUCGGUGGCCGCCGUGUGCGCGUUGAUCAUUUACGGCAGAUGCUGCGACAUCUUCGGCCGCAUGGAGAUCCUGUGUGUCAGCCUGCUGCUCUACGCGGUCGGCUCGGUGAUCGAGUCGCAGGCAUACACGGUGACGCGGUUUGCUGCGGGCGCAAUAUUGUACCAAAUCGGCUUGACAGGCAUCCAGAUCUGCACUCUGGUGAUCACUGCGGACUUCUCGAACCUCAACUGGCGCACGUUCUGCGUCUUCAUCGACGCCAUGCCGCUCAUUAUUAACACAUGGAUCUCGGGCAACGUUGUGAGCAGCAUCGGCGAGGAAAACUGGUCGUGGGGGAUCGGUAUGUGGGCCAUCAUCAUGCCGGUGGCAGGGCUGCCGCUCGUGCUCAUGCUGGUACACAUGCGGUACCUCGCUGUGAGAAACGGCGAUCUGCACGAGGAGCUGCAGCGCCCACGGAUGAAUAGCAAACAGUUCUGGCUCGACCUGUGGAAUAUUUUGCUCUGGCAACUUGACGCCGUCGGUGUGCUCGGCGCGGCCCUCGUGAUCGGCCUAUUUCUGACGCCGUUCACCUUGGCCGGCGGAGAAGAUCGGCAAUGGCGCACCGCCAAGGUGAUUGUUCCGCUCGUUCUCAGCGGCUUGCUGCUACCGCUUGUCGUACUUUGGGAGAGCAAGUACGCCACGCAUCCGAUUCUCACCCGCAAGAUCGUCAAGCAUCGCUCCGUGAUUCCCGCACUCGUGAUCGGCUUCUGGUCCAGCGUGGCCUGGGAACUGGAGGGUGAGUACCUCUACACGGUACUGGUGGUCGCUUUCCACCAAAGUGUCAAGGCGGCAACACGGAUAGCAUCGCUAUUCAGCUUUUCUGCGGCUCUCGGUGGUGUGUUUCUCGGCCUGGUCAUUGUGGUAGUGAGAAAAAUGAAACUCAUCAUGUUUGCCGGCAUCGGCAUCUCUUUCAUCGCGUACGGUCUAAUGUACAGGUACCGGACGGGCGAGGCUUACGUGGGGGGUAUGAUUGCCGGGCAGGUGCUUUUGGGAAUCGGCUCUGCCGGGUAUACCCACCAGGUCAGAGUGUCGUUGCAAUCGUACGUCAACCACGAGUAUCUGGCCAACGUCACGGCACUGUACUCGGCAAUGACGAGUUUGGGCUCUGCUGUGGGGUCUUCAAUUGCAGGCGCAAUUUGGACGCAAGUGCUGCCCGGCCAGAUUGCUAAAAAAAUGCAAAAUUCACAGAUGGCAGCACUGGCGUACCAGGCUCCGUUGAAAUUUAUCACGAAGCACGCGUGGGGCAGCGAGGCCAGAAUACAGCUGGUCGAGUCCUACGACUACGUGCAGCGCAUCUUCCUAAUUAUUGCGCUAUGUUUCUGUGUGCCGAUUUUGGCAUUAAUGUUUCUGAUCGAGGACCCAAAGCUUAAAAGUGUCACGUCGCUCGAGCUGGAGGAGAAAUAUGAAAAAUAA
Messenger RNA from Ogataea polymorpha, 1662 nucleotides. RefSeq lists its product as uncharacterized. The record is from RefSeq and is a predicted model, not a curated record. Bases 1 to 1662 code for a protein of 553 amino acids. Lineage: Eukaryota; Fungi; Ascomycota; Pichiomycetes; Pichiales; Pichiaceae. Gene Ontology annotation, biological process: transmembrane transport; intracellular iron ion homeostasis. Gene Ontology annotation, molecular function: siderophore-iron transmembrane transporter activity. Gene Ontology annotation, cellular component: vacuolar membrane; endosome. The transcript has a single exon.